Messenger RNA from Fusarium venenatum, 639 nucleotides. NCBI's taxonomy places the organism in Eukaryota, Fungi, Ascomycota, Sordariomycetes, Hypocreales, Nectriaceae. The record is from RefSeq and is a predicted model, not a curated record.
AUGGCCAACGACGAGUAUGAUUGUGAACCUACAGUCGUCUUGAUCGGAGACUCUGGAGUCGGAAAGUCCAACCUUCUCAGUCGAUUCACCCGCAACGAGUUCAACCUCGACUCUAAGUCGACCAUCGGUGUCGAGUUCGCCACUAGAUCAAUUCAGGUCGACUCCAAGACGAUCAAGGCCCAGAUUUGGGAUACCGCUGGACAAGAGCGAUACCGCGCCAUUACUUCCGCUUACUAUCGAGGUGCCGUUGGCGCUCUCCUCGUCUACGAUAUUAGCAAGCACCAGACCUACGAGAACGUCACACGAUGGCUCAAGGAGCUGCGAGAUCAUGCUGAUGCCAACAUUGUCAUCAUGCUGGUCGGAAACAAGAGCGAUUUGCGACACCUGAGAGCCGUUCCCACCGAGGAGGCCAAGUCCUUUGCCAGCGAGAACCACCUGUCCUUUAUCGAGACGUCCGCCCUCGAUGCUAGCAACGUCGAACUUGCAUUCCAGAACAUUUUGACUGAAAUUUAUCGCAUUGUUUCUAGCAAGGCCCUCGACAGCGGCGAUAGCGCCCAGGCCACCAUAGGUGCGGGCACCAACAUUUCGCUCAGCAAGCCCGCCGAUGACGAUGCUUCCAAGGGUGGAAAGUGCUGUUAA